This is a messenger RNA of Myxozyma melibiosi, 2764 nucleotides long. RefSeq lists its product as uncharacterized. The record is from RefSeq and is a predicted model, not a curated record. Gene Ontology annotation, cellular component: cytosol. The transcript has 7 exons. Lineage: Eukaryota; Fungi; Ascomycota; Lipomycetes; Lipomycetales; Lipomycetaceae. Bases 89 to 2698 code for a protein of 869 amino acids. Gene Ontology annotation, biological process: cytoskeleton organization.
CUGCUUCCUGCCUCCCAUCGCCUCUUCCCCAUCCUAAUCUGGCAUCCACCAUCGAACCAGCUCCCCUCUCCGCCCCUCGCUCUCUCCCAUGCGACUCUCCGUGGUCUCUCCGAUAGACACAGAGCACGACGCCGACUCAGCACCGGUCUUCGCCGACCCCCUCAACGCGAACCAGAUCAGGCGCCUCAGCACGAAGCCGCGGUUUCGCGCUCCUGAGUUCAAAUACGAUUAUGCAGACUCGGAUUCAUUCACUGCAGAGCUUGAAGAGUGGUUUACCUACUCUGACAACGACUAUCUGCUAGACUCUUACGAUCACUUUCUAGCUGAGUUUCCUGAUUCCUGGACCUCCACAAAACCAUCCAAGCGCGAAAACUUCGUGCGUGCCCAGCUCAAAAAGCUACAGGGCUCAGAUGUCGAACGAACGCAGGCCCUACUUGUACUAUACUACAUCGCUAUCGGCGUCUUUGCCAACUCGACCUCCCAGGAAAACCAGAUUGAGCUGAUUCGCGAGAAUGCUGCUCUGCUAGUGAAAUGCGACGCCGUGACUCCUCUCUACCAAUGUAUUCGCAAUAGCAUCGACACCAUUUACGAAUCCUCGCCCAAGCCGUCGCUGGAAGACGAAGAGUUCUAUAAUCUCAACAUCAUCCGUCGGGAUGUCUUCUUAGCGCUUACUAUCCUUUACAUCAUGAUUGAAAGCGUCGACAGCGAGUCAUUUUGCGAUACGCUCGCUUCUCAAGAUCCGAAUUUGAUCUCAUACUUUAUCAAAAAGAUUGCGACCUUCCGACUCAGCAUCCCCGACGAUCUUCCCUGGCGCAACAUAUUCCUUCUCACCUGGAAACUGAUCCUCAGAAUCUUUGGUGGCUCGCAAGAGAUCGCUGCCGCUAAAGCCCACGCCAGAGCGCAGUCAGGUCUACCCCCCGAGUCGCCCAUCAAAGAGCCGAUCUCGGCCUCACCGAUCGACUACCAAGCCUUUCGGCAAUCAAUAUCCUCGCGAUACCCGGGCUACAAGCCAGCCACUGCCGAGUCUCUGCCGCGAGAGUUUGCUAUCUACGUCAAUCCGUCUGCCUCGUCAUCUUCGAGCUCGCUGGCCAGCCUGGCGUCCGAGUUUGAGUUCUCGGCAGAUCCUCUUCCUGGCUCCUCCGUCCACAUUGCAACACCGGCACCGUCACCGCCGCCUUCGCCACCUCCACAGUCAUCAAAAAGCAAAAAAUCAGUAUUUCAAACCGACCGCUCGUUCCCGUUUCUGUAUCCCCGAGCCGAGGGCGACUCCGAGACCGAGACCGUACCGACGAGCAUUCAAGAGGCGGAAGAGAUCUUUGCGCAGCGGUUACGGACUAGUCUGGGCAUCGUCCAGCUUUGGCGUGAGCGCGAAGAGUUUAUGAAGCAGGAGCGCGGAUGGAUCGAUGCUGAUCCUGUGCCGCCAUUUAUUCCGGGACAGAAAGCUAGCGAGGCCGCUGCUGCUGCUGCUGACUUUGAUGAACGGUCGCAAAAGCGACUGGACAGAGUUGAAAUUGUCUACCGCGAAAUAUUACCCGUCAUGCAAUCAUUCGUGGUGACGACUCUCAAAUUUUUCUUAUCUGUAAUUUCACCCCUAGAAGCCUCGAUUGUGUUUUCUCGCCCGAUGCCAUCAUUCCUAAAUAGCGGGAUGCAACAACAGCUGGACUCUAAUAACGGCGAGGUGAAGAGUGAAUUGGAGAAUGCUCGCGAGACUGAGAUUAUCUUGAAAGCUAUCUCCGCGACAUUAUACUUAUUGCUGAAAUGGUUUCGCGCAUCACACAUUUUGAAAUUCGAGUUUCUCUCGCAGAUGCUUUUCGACUGCAACAUUUGUCCGAUGAUUGUACAGCUCUUCAACGCCAAAGAGAUUGAGCAGUUCAUCCUUCAGAUCCCCGAGGUGCCCGAGCUUAAAUUUUUUGCAGUCUGCCGCACGCUCGCUUCCGGCGGAGAUCUGCCUGAUCGUCUUCAGCUUACGAUGAGUCGGGGCGAGAACGGCGACCGCGAAGGCGCUGGGUCGAGUAACGGUGGUGGCGGUAGUGAUUUAGGAGCGGGAGGAAAGCCGGCGGGUACGGAGGCCGAGAAAACUGUGGAGGAAGUUCUGAUGCAAGACGAGGUCUCGGUGUUUUCGCGCCGGAACCUGUUUAGCUCAAUCAACCUACUCAAAGUGUUUCAGAAGAUUGUGAAGAACAAGGCGUACCGGCACCUCUCGUUACUGGCGAUCAAGGUACCCAACGCGCUGCGCAAGACUCUUCGCAUAUCGCAGUACGACGCGAGGUUGUACGCGCUCAAAAUCAUCAAGGGACAGGUGCCGUACUGCGGACGCAAAUGGCGCCAUGCAAACAUGCGCGUGAUCACGGCCGUGUAUCUGUACUGCCGCCAGGAUCUCCGCGACAACUGGCUCGCCGGCGUCGAUAGCGGAGCCGCGGGCAGCGGCGGGAACGGAGCUGGCACGGGAGCUGGCGGCGGUAGCGGCGGAGGAGGAGGAGGAGGCGGCGCGGGCAGCAUAGGAGGCGGGGAAGUAGGCGGCGCGUUGAGCGCGGAGGAUUCGUAUCCGAAAGAAGUUGCGCUGCGGGCGCUGGUGCAGUUUUAUAAUAUGCGGCGGUAUCCGGAGUCGAUUGACGCGCUGAGCUAUCAGGAGCCCGAGGAGGAUUUCUUUGCGCGCGAGUUGGAGAAUAUUGUGCUUGAGGAGGAGAAUGGGUGGUGAAGUGGGGGGAAGACUGUACAUACAUACAUUCAUGCAUAUAUAUAUAUACAUACACAUACACAUGCA